AUGUCUGACGUUGCCGUGACAAUCAUUCUCACCUUACUCAUCAUUGCGGACAUCAUUGGUAACUGUCUGGUUUGUUUUGUCAUAAAGACAAACCAAGAUAUGAGGUGCGUUGAGCCUGUUCGAAAAUAGUUUAAAAACCCUGCAGUUAUCGUGCUAUCUUUUUAAUUCGUUUGUUUAUUUUGUUGCUGUUUUCUUUUUUUUUUACCAUCUACGACCUUUCCCAUUAUUUGUUAUCACAUUUAUCCCACAGAACUCCCAUCGAUUACCUGCUUGUAAACCUGGCCAUAUCAGACAUUACGUUCGCAGUAUUUGUGGCACCAAACCAUAUUUUGAAAAAACUCUUCAUCCAUCCAGACGGAGCAAUUGGUUCAAAUAUGUGCAAAUUUCUAACGAGUGGAAACAUGGCCUGGGUGGGUGCAGCUUCAUCGUCUGUGACCUUAGUUGUAAUAGCAGUUGAACGUUAUUACACUGUAAUGUGUCCUAUAGGUAACACAAGAAAACUAAACAAGCGUACAGUAAAGGUAAGGAAGCAUGAAACUGCAGUUUAUUAUCUCCUUCGUUCUCCUUAAAGUCGUUGAAUUACUUGCUUCAAGAAAUAUUUCAGCUAAAAACCCUCAGUUUACAAUGCUAAACUGCGUUAUCACAUUUUUUUUGGUUGCUUAUCACGCAUUUCAGAUAAUCAUUUGUGGAUGUUGGAUCUUUGCACUGACUUUAAAUUCGCCAAUGAUCUCAGUGACGACAUUCGAUGACGAAAGUAGCGACUGCAAGUGGGAUUGGCCUGAACAGUGGAUGGGUGUGGCAAAUGAGACCACGUGGCUUGUACUGUUGGCUUGUAUUCCUUUAGCGAUAAUGACAGGAUUAUACUCAACGGUUGUGUACAGUUUAUGGUUUAAACGAAAUGAUGACCAGGAACUCGCCUAUCGUCAGAAGGUAAGAACCAGACCAACAUGACCAUUCAGGGAAUUGCAAGAGAUCAGCUAGUACACUCCAUUUGGGAUACUGUACGGAAGAUCACCGAGAGUCGCGGUAAAAAAAAAUGAAAAUAUGCACUUCAACGAAAAUUGAUCUAAAUCUGGCGGGAGUUCGAGUUCCUAUGCGAUUAAGCAUUCGAGAGAAAUAAUGCCUUUCACGUUUAGCGUCAACAUUAACUCUGCACACUCCAUCACGUUGAAAUUUCCAAAUAAUUUAGGUAAGAAACUUUUGUAGGAAGAUCGACCACUGGAUUUGUAAUUUGUUUCCUUCUAAUUUCUAGGGGGUCCUUAAGGUUAGGAAACGAGUCACUUUGAGUGUGAUCACUGUCAGUGCCAUAUUUGGAAUCUGUUGGAUUACUGGCCUUCUUAUUUACGUCCUGAGUUACUACGACAUCUACAUGUUUGGGGACGCUUCUUACGCCAUUUCUGACACUCUGUUCAUGUUUAAUUCAGCAGUAAAUCCUCUUGUUUAUUCUCUGCUGAAUGAGCGUUUCAAGAGGAAGAUCAAGACCAUGUUUUGCAGUAAAUGUACAUCCAGGGUUCAUACCUUGAGUGAAAGUGCAAGUAUAGAACUACCUAACAACCCGUCCCGUACCAACAACACUGCCGCUGGAUAUAUCGAUUAA
Messenger RNA from Pocillopora meandrina, 1597 nucleotides. The record is from the annotation of a GenBank genome assembly. Lineage: Eukaryota; Metazoa; Cnidaria; Anthozoa; Scleractinia; Pocilloporidae.